Sander lucioperca (pikeperch) is the source of this 643-nucleotide messenger RNA. Its product is annotated as phosphatidylinositol N-acetylglucosaminyltransferase subunit P-like. The record is from RefSeq and is a predicted model, not a curated record. The transcript has 5 exons. NCBI's taxonomy places the organism in Eukaryota, Metazoa, Chordata, Actinopteri, Perciformes, Percidae. The coding region runs from base 219 to 560 and encodes 113 amino acids.
ACGUUUCAUAUCGGACCGAAAAUCAUAUGGGACCAAAUGUAGGCAUAAUGAUCGAUGUUUGACAGUCUAUGAUGUUUGACAGCAGCACGAAAAAAUUGGAGUAUAAAAAACGGUUUCGAUUGAAAUUUAGAUUUUAACGGGUUUUUGUUUUUUUAAUUAUUCUUUUGUCACAUUUUGGAUAAAUACUUCGUGACGUAUUUGUCGAGGACAUCUUGAUAAUGGUGGCAAAAUCUCCCUCUCCUCUGCCUGAGAGGGCCAUUUAUGGGUUUGUCCUUUUCCUCGGCUCACAGUUUGGCUUCUGUAAGUAUUGUCAUUUCACUCUUCCAAUAUUAAAGUACGACAAGCGCGUGUACAGUCAUAUGAUCUUAUGGAAAGAACCCCUGUUGCUGUUUGGAGUGAACAUGAACAACACGGCUCCACUUGACUCCGUGGACAUCAUCACAGAUGUGUAUGCUCAAGGCCAGAGGACAACAGACUGCCGCAAGGGGGGAAUACCCAGACUGAAAGAUGUUUCCAUCGGUGAAGUCAACAAAAUGUUCUAUUUGUCGCCCAAGCUAUAACAAACAGGGACUGAUUUUAGAUGGAUGCAGAGUAGAGGUGAAGCUGCAGGGGAUUUAUUAUGGUGUAACUGUUUACCUUUUGU